Messenger RNA from Cercocebus atys (sooty mangabey), 1515 nucleotides. RefSeq names its product chromosome unknown open reading frame, human C4orf47 (gene CFAP96). The transcript has 8 exons. Lineage: Eukaryota; Metazoa; Chordata; Mammalia; Primates; Cercopithecidae. The record is from RefSeq and is a predicted model, not a curated record. Gene Ontology annotation, cellular component: centrosome. Bases 389 to 1327 code for a protein of 312 amino acids.
AAUUCUCUUAGUUAAGUCUUUUCUGUCCUGCGAACACUCACACGUCCUUCUGUGUGUUCUUCGAUGCGGAUUCGAAUCUCCUCGUAUUCCCCCUCAGCGUGCUUGGAAUGGAUUCUCCCGUACCCGGGGCAACACAUCACACAAUAAACGCCAGCUGUUGUGGAACGUGCAGAGGCGCUUCGCAGCCCAGGCGUGUCGCGGGCGCCCGGGAACCCUCGCCGUUCCCGCCGCACAGUUAAGCUGGACGAGCUGGGACAACCUGAUCUCGGCUGUCGGAGUGGGUGUCCUCAGGAGAGGUGACUUGGUCCUCGCGGACGCCAGUAGGAUUUUUCGAUAAAAGAAGUGACCCCAGGGAAAUUUUGAAGUUAGCAGUGUAGAAAGCACCACCAUGCCUACCGUGCCUGCGGAAGGAGGGAAAACGGACAUGGAAAGGAUUGGCCUCUUUAGUGAGAUGGAGUAUAUUACUGUGGGUGAUAAAUAUGUGUCACAGUUUAAUCGACCUUUUAAUGAGGCUGCAAGCAAAAGUAAACAGAUGCUACCUGGGGGAUCCAAAGCAAUGUCAGACCUUCAGGCAGGUUAUUUCGAUCCCCGUUUUGUAAGGAUUUUUGAAGGAGAAGGCUACGUGAAUCUGAAUCAAGUGAGGAGACGGGAUAUGAUGGAAGCAGCCAGAAAAAAUCUAGGCAAAGCCUUCUUCCCUAGUAGUGGAGAGAAAAAGCCAUGUGGCUUAGGAAGCUACUAUGGAACAAUAGGUGGUCCAGUCCCAUUUUUCAGCGCACAGUCAAAACCUCGAGAAAAAUAUAAGGCACCUGGAAAGAAUUUAUACACAAACCCAGGAAAGAAAGGAACUGGAUAUGGCUAUGCAAAUAUUACCAUAGGUAAACAGUUUUCACACUCUGCUGACUUCUAUGAUGCAGCAAAACUAAAUUAUAAGAAAGCGAAUGAAGAACACCAUCGUUUACUUAAAGGAGCACCGUUUAAGUUAAAUCUUCACCCAAGGGACUAUUUUGAUGCUAAUCCUUAUUUUUCUGAGGAACCUUUACCACCAAUUAAAAAAGAAGAGAAGAAAGAAUCAAUUUCAAACACUUUUAAACCUUCUUCUCCUGGUAAAAAGCCUGGUGGAAUGAAGGCAGGAACAUUUGAUCCUUACCCAUCACAUUCUGCUGACCCUUAUAUGGCUAAAUUGGCAACUAUUUCUGGCAAAAACGAUAAGAUUUUCCACCCACCAGGUGGACCAAAAAGCAGACCAGUUGAAAGUAUAAUGACUUUGAAUGUCAGAAGGGCACUAAAUUCAAAGAACUACAAGACUGCUUCAGUACCAUCCUAUUAGCAACUGGAAGACAAGUAGCUUUCUAGAUCUUAACUACGAGUAAUUCAUUAUCAAGAGCUAAUUAUUUGAAAAAAUAUAAGAUGUUUUGGAGCAGAUAGCUCAAGCAGUUAAAAGAAAUUUAAGCCUGCAACUCUAAUUCUCUUCCUUGUUUUCAUACUACUACUUAAUUAAUAAAUAGUAUUUGCUAA